UCCAGCUGCGCUCGGACUUUGGGGAAAGAAGAGAGUUUCCUUUCCCUGGCGAGGUGUGAUGAGAACAGACUAAUAUAAAAAUUGAAAAUUUGUAUCUUUUGCUGGAUAUUGGAAGUUGAAUGUAAUGGCAGCAGAAUUUAUAAAGAGUUGCUGUAGAGGAUGUUUCUAUGGUGAAACAGAAAAGGAUAACUUUUCUGUGGAAAGAGACUUUAAGGCAGCAGUCUCAAAUAGUCAAAGUACUACUGUCUGUAAACCUCCAUUGACUUCUGUUUCUGUAAAGCCUCAGGUUGGCUGUACAGAGGAUUAUUUGCUUUCCAAAUUACCAUCUGAUAGGAAACAAGUACCGUUCGUGGUGCCCAAGUUUAAGUUAUCUUAUAUUCAACCCAGGAUACAAGGAACUCCAUCACAUCUGGAAGAACUUGAAGGAUCUGCCAGAGCCUCUUUUGGGGAUCGAAAGGUAGAACUUUCCGGUUCAUCCCAGCAUGGACCCAGCUAUGAUGUAUAUAACCCAUUGUACAUAUACCGGCACUUUUCACCUGAUUUGAGUCGGCGCUUUCCUCCUCGUUCAGAAGCAACGAGACCAUAUGGAUCAGUUUGUGAUUUAAGGACCAGCAAACUUCCUGGUUCCCCUGGGCUAAGCAAAUCUAUGUUUGAUCUUACAAGUUUAUCUCAGCGAUUCAUCCAGAGACAUGAUUCAUUGUCCAGUGUACCCAGUAGUUCUUCCUCAAGGAAAAAUUCUCAGGGGAGUAACAGAAGCCUGGAUACAAUUACCCUAUCAGGAGAUGAAAGAGAUUUUGGGAGACUGAAUGUGAAAUUGUUUUAUAAUUCUUCAGUAGAGCAGAUCUGGAUCACAGUUUUACAGUGCACAGAUUUAAGUUGGCCCUCUAUCUAUGGAGACACUCCUACUAUUUCUAUAAAAGGAACACUAACAUUGCCUAAACAAGUGCAUUUCAAGUCUUCAGCCAAGGAAGUUUCCAGCAACAUACAACUUUUUAGAAAUUAUUUUUACAGUAUACAUCAAAACCUUAAAAUAUUUAUACAUUUUAACAUACUAACCUGCCACUCAGGGAGAAGGUAGAAUGGAGAAUGCUCACUAUCGCUCAGAACUCUUAGCACACAAGAAAUGGAUUACUCUUUGGAUAUAAUACCACCUUCAAAAAUUUCUGUUUGCCAUGCAGAGCUGGAACUGGGGACUUGUUUUCAAGCAGUAAAUAGCAGGAUUCAGUUACAAAUUCUUGAGGCACAGUACCUUCCAAGCUCAUCAACACCUCUGACUUUGAGUUUUUUUGUAAAGGCUGCAAUGUUUAGCUCAGGAGAAUUGAUUUAUAAGAAGAAGACACGCUUACUGAAGGCCUCUAGUGGAAGAGUUAAGUGGGGAGAGACUAUGAUUUUUCCACUUAUACAGAAUGAGAAAGAAAUUGUUUUUCUCAUUAAGCUUUACAGUCGAAGCUCUGUAAGAAGAAAACACUUUGUGGGCCAGAUUUGGAUAAGUGAAAACAGUAAUAACAUUGAAGCAGCGAAUCAAUGGAAAGAGACAGUUACAAAUCCAGAAAAGGUUGUUAUCAAGUGGCACAAAUUAAAUCCAUCUUGAAGACAUCACACAUUAAUUUGGCAAAAGAACUUUACAUUCUUUUAGAAGAUUUAUGAUAUCAAUUUGCUACCAGUGAGAAAAGACAAAUCAGUACAUUUGUUUGUUUAAGGCUGCCGUAAUUAUAAUAUAUAGUGGAUCCAAGAGAAGACUAAAACGAUAAAAAAUGUAAUGAAUUUUAUCAGAUAUCCAAGUGACGGAAGUGUUUUAAACCAGCGCCAAAACAGACAAUGAAAUAAAAGUGUAGUAUUAUUAGGCAACCAAAUGAAUUAUAAUAUCUAUGAGAAUAUCAACCAUAGUUAGUUAUUUCUAUAUUAUGUUUUUGCUUGUGUUUUUAAACUUUACCUAGAUAUUAAAAUCUAGUAUAUCAAGUCUCUGUUAGUACUAUUAGACAUUUAGAAGACUUUACCACUAUUUCAGUGCUAGUUAUUAUUGAUUAGAUCUUGGCUCCACUGUUUACCUCUUGCUAAAUAUUUUCUCUCAGCAAAAACGAAUUGAACCAAUUCAACUAUUUUCUGUAUUUGGGGAAAGUUUGUGUCCUAUGUUUAUAAUUUCUUACCCAUAAGGCAUCACAUUGCCACUUUGUAAGUUAUUUAUAUCCAAGAAACUUCAGAAAUAGAAAACUACGUUUUGGGAAGAAUAAAUGAAAAUACGAGAAAGUUGAAGUUUAAUUGGUUACCCAGAAUAUGUACAUUUUGCUGUUUUCCUCCUUCAAAUAUUUUACUCUUUGUUUUAUUUGGCAUUGAAAUAAGAGUGUCAUCCAUAUGGUUCAUCCUAACUAGCAGAAUUAAAUGAGCUUAAGUAGCAAAUUUAUUUAAUGAUAAUUUCUUAUUUUUAGUUUUUUAAAUAUAAAUUACUUGAUAAAUAAUUCAUAAUGUUAGAGUAUUUUUUCAUGUUUUCAUAACUAUACCUGAUAACACUCUGUAGCAAAUAAAUAUUUUCUAUUGUAGUAUUCUUUCAGGUUCUUAUUAGAACUCAGUAUACGGGGGUAUAUUCCCCCACACAGGCUCCCGCACUAUCAGCAUACUGUACUGAUGGUACAUUUGUUAAAAUUGAUGAACCUAAAUUGACACAUCAUUUUUAUCCAAAGUCUAUAGUUUACUUUAGGGUUCCCUCUUGGUGUUGUACAUUCUAUGGGUUUUGACAAAUGUAUAACAACAUUUAUCCAUUGUUACAAUAUCAUAUAUAGUAGUUUCAUUGCCCUAAAAAUCCUAUGCAAAUGCAACUAUUUUAAUAGCUACCAAAGAAGUUAGUGUAUUUAUUGGUUUUAGAUAAUUACGUAACAUUCUUUAUUGUUUUAGAAAACAAUUUUAUUUUAGCGAUUUUCUGUGUUCCAUUAAUGCUUUCAAUUCCUAAAUUUAAUAUGUGAGGGUACAUCGAAAAGUUUGGGGCAAAAUAGAAUUAAAACAUAAUGCAAAUCUUUCUAUGAACUUUUUGAAGUACCCUCGUAGGUAGUCACGU
Molecule: messenger RNA, 3049 nt
Organism: Galeopterus variegatus (Sunda flying lemur)
Lineage: Eukaryota; Metazoa; Chordata; Mammalia; Dermoptera; Cynocephalidae
Gene: TC2N
Product: tandem C2 domains, nuclear
Exons: 13
Cellular component (GO): nucleus
Source: RefSeq, a predicted model, not a curated record